GCUUGAGUUGAGGUGAAUGUGGAGCUUUCCAGUGGAUGUUCCAGGCUGUUUUGCUCGCUGGGCAGCCGCGGGGAUAGGACGUGGUCCCGGGAGAGGACUUCUUGUUGAGAUUUGAAGGAGUUGUCUUCUCAGAGAGCCUGGCUAGAGAAGACAAGAACUAAGGCCUGGGUGAUUGUCCAUGAAGGUAGAUGAUGGCUGCAGAGGUGCCAGCAGUGACCGCUCCCCUGAGCCCUUUGGUCCAGGUGCCUCCAGAAGACAGCAGCCAGGAGGAGAAGGAGGCAGUCACCACUGUGUUCCCGGAGGAUGACUCCUGGGUGCAGGAGGCUGUGCUGCAGGAGGGUGGCCCUGAGUCUGAGCCCUCUGGCCAGGGCACUGGCAAGGGUGGCCUGCUAGAGGAGCCAGCAGCUGAGGGACCACAGAGUGCACUUAGCCGCCUCCGCGAGCUCUGUCGACGUUGGCUGAGGCCAGAGGUCCACACAAAGGAGCAGAUGUUAACUAUGCUGCCAAAGGAAAUUCAGGCCUGGCUGCAAGAGCAUCGGCCGGAAAGCAGUGAGGAGGCAGAGGCUCUGAUGGAAGACCUGACCCAGAGCCUUCGGGAUGGUGAUUUUGAGAUGCGGAGACAGAAUGGGGAGAACUACAAUCCGAACGUGCUUGAAAUACUCUCGGGAAUGCCUGAGAGGGACAGCGCGCAGCUUUUUGGUAGGGACAGCAGCUCUGAGAGAGACUGCGACCUGGAGGAGGCCAGGGGAGCCACCGCUGUGAGUGAAGAUGCAGGGGAGGUGCCAGGCCAGGGCCAGGAGCUCGGGCAGCUCAUAGGUCUGCAGGGCACCUACCUGGGUGAGAAACCCUACGAGUGUCCCCAGUGUGGAAAGACCUUCAGCCGGAAGUCGCACCUGGUUACACAUGAGCGGACCCACACCGGGGAGAAGUACUACAAAUGUGAUGAGUGCGGCAAGAGCUUCAGUGACGGCUCCAACUUCAUCCGCCACCAGACGACGCACACUGGGGAGAAGCCCUACAAGUGCAGGGACUGCGGGAAGAGCUUCAGCCGCAGUGCUAAUCUCGUCACCCACCAGCGCAUCCACACGGGCGAGAAGCCCUUCCAGUGCGUCCAGUGUGGCAAGAGCUUUAGCCGCAGUCCCAACCUCAUCGCGCACCAGCGCACCCACACGGGCGAGAAGCCCUACUCGUGCCCCGAGUGCGGAAAGAGCUUCAGCAACCGCUCCAGCCUCAACACGCACCAGGGCAUCCACACGGGUGAGAAGCCCUACGUGUGCAAGGAGUGCGGCGAGAGCUUUAGCUACAACUCCAACCUGAUCCGCCACCAGCGCAUCCACACGGGCGAGAAGCCCUACGAGUGCCCGGACUGCGGGCAGCGCUUCAGCCAGAGCUCGGCGCUCAUCACGCACCGCAGGACGCACACAGGCGAGAAGCCCUACCAGUGCAGCGAGUGCGGCAAGAGCUUCACCCGCAGCUCCAACCUGGCCACGCACCGCAGGACCCACCUGGUGGAGAAGCCGUACAAGUGUGGGGUGUGCGGCAAGAGCUUCAGCCAGAGCUCCAGCCUCAUCGCGCACCAGGGUAUGCACACGGGCGAGAAGCCCUACGAGUGCCUGACGUGCGGCGAGAGCUUCAGCUGGAGUUCCAACCUCAUCAAGCACCAGCGUGUGCACACGGGCGAGAAGCCCUACCCGUGCGGCGAGUGCGGCAAGAGCUUCAGCCAGCGCUCCCAGCUCGUGGUGCACCAGCGCACGCACACCGGCGAGAAGCCCUACCCGUGCCUCAUGUGUGGCAAGAGCUUCAGCCGCGGCUCCAUCCUGCUCAUGCACCAGCGCGCGCACCUGGGGGACAAGCCUUACCGCUGCCCCGAGUGCGGCAAGGGCUUCAGCUGGAACUCGGUGCUCAUCAUCCACCAGCGCAUUCACACGGGCGAGAAGCCCUACAAGUGCCCUGAGUGCGGCAAGGGCUUCAGCAACAGCUCCAACUUCAUCACGCACCAGAGGACUCACAUGAAAGAGAAACUGUACUGAUGUGGCCGGCCCUGAGAGCGGGGAGCACAGAGGCGGGGCCUUGCUUGGUGGGAGUCAGGUUCCCUACAGUGCAAGAACAGCAGAGCAGGCGGGGAUAUAGCAGUGUCUGCCUGGCAAGUGCAAGGUCCUGAAUUUGAUUUCUGGUACCAAAAAAAGGCAGAAGCUGGAAGGUUGGAAGGUUUGGUCUUUUUCUGUCAUGUUCACCGAGUGUUGGCUUGCACUCCUAAUUGUCCCUGCCUCAAUGUUCUCCUUGGUAAUGUUUCUCCACGUGGGCUGGGGCCUCAAACACUGGGCAGCGGUUCUCGUGGUUGGGCCGAGGACCUGGUACCCAGCUGCCUGCCUCUAGUGCCUGGGCCGUCUGUGAUCCUGUCAUCCACGUGAAAGGGAAGCCCUUCUAUUUCCCAAAUGUGUCUGACAGAAGAAAGAGGAAACAAGGCCAGAUGGGAGGACAGGGCCUGCCCAGAUGGUGGCCUGUGGCCUCACUUCCGACUCUUCUGCCAUGUGUGGGGUGUGAGAGAUCUGGGAGCCCAGCUGCCCACCGUGCUUGGUGGGGCUCCUGUCGUCCAGCUGACACAGCUCUGCAUGCUGCCCUCUCAGUUCUGAAUAUACUGUGUACUCAUGUCCUUGUUCCUGUGUCUUUAUUCUAUACACACAGAUCUUGAGGUCUGUUCCAGAGCUUUUGGACACUGAGAACAAGAUUUUUUUUAAGGCAGUGCUGACUUUGAGGGCAGACAUCAGAUCUGAGUGCUCUGGGCUUGAGUCAGGAGUUUGUCCUGGGUUCCUGUGUCAUCAUGACUGCUCCCAGGGCUUUGUUCUUAGGAUACUGAGCCAGUGAAGUUGGGGAUUGACAGCAGGUGGUGGCUUUGUCAGGAGGGGAGAGGUGAGCAGAUGGGGUGUCUUGGAAAAUGUGAAGCUGCUUUCUUGGACCUGGGCUCACAGGAUGGAAGCUCCA
Messenger RNA from Octodon degus (degu), 2982 nucleotides. It is a transcript of the gene Zscan2, whose product is annotated as zinc finger and SCAN domain containing 2. The coding region runs from base 189 to 2030 and encodes 613 amino acids. Gene Ontology annotation, molecular function: DNA-binding transcription activator activity, RNA polymerase II-specific; RNA polymerase II cis-regulatory region sequence-specific DNA binding. The transcript is spliced from 3 exons. Gene Ontology annotation, cellular component: nucleus. The record is from RefSeq and is a predicted model, not a curated record. Gene Ontology annotation, biological process: regulation of transcription by RNA polymerase II. NCBI's taxonomy places the organism in Eukaryota, Metazoa, Chordata, Mammalia, Rodentia, Octodontidae.